This is a messenger RNA of Drosophila takahashii, 1150 nucleotides long. It is a transcript of the gene Jhbp4, whose product is annotated as Juvenile hormone binding protein 4. Lineage: Eukaryota; Metazoa; Arthropoda; Insecta; Diptera; Drosophilidae. The record is from RefSeq and is a predicted model, not a curated record.
AACGUCAGUGCGGGCAAAAAGAGUAUGUAAAACUGGCAGUAAAAAACAGACAACUGUUGUCAUGGCCUUCGAUGGUUUCGUCCGACUUUUCUCUCGGCUAUCCCGGCACUUGGUCUCGAGCCAUCGUCGCUAACGGUCGCGUGCAACGGAUAACGGAUUCAAAGCCCCCAAAAUUCAAGUGUUGACAUAAGGAUACCCGUGUCGCUGUGGUUUCGUUUUGCUUUAAACAUGUUCAACCCAACAUGCUGGAAGUUGGCCAUUAGUUUGGCCGUUAUCUUUUCGGUUUGCCCGACUCAAGUCCACGGGGCGUAUACUCGCGAAAUUGUUAACGAUAAGUUGCCGUUGCAGGAGAGACCUUCAUGGCUACAGACGUGCAAACGAUCCAAUCCAAAUGAGGAUAGUUGCUUUCGACAGCUCUUCGAAGGAUGUUUUCCCGCUCUGGCAGCUGGAAUUCCCGAGAUCGGGGUGAAGAGCUUUGAGCCAUUGAAUAUUGACCAGGUAUCGGUGUCCAAGGGCAGUGGCAACCUGGUGCUAUCCGGAGGAUUUCAAGACCUGGUCAUCCGUGGACCCUCCAACGCAACUGUGCGAAGGGCAAGCUUGGAUCUAAAUCGACGACUGCUCAACUUCGAGCUGGAGCUGCCUAGGCUGAGAAUCCGGGCCAAGUACAAUCUGAAGGGAAAUAUCCUGCUGCUGCCCCUCAUCGGCAGUGGAGACGUGGCCAUGGCAUUGAAGAAUGUGCACACGACGGUGUACACGAGGAUCUCCCUGCGGAAUGAGACGCGGACGGGCGACGAGAUCAUCCACAUCGAUGAAAUGAAGGUGGGCUUCGACGUGGGCGCCAUGCGAAUCCACCUGAAGAAUCUGUUCAAUGGCAACGACAUCCUGGCGGCCUCAAUCAACUCCUUCCUCAAUCAGAACGGCAAGGAGGUGAUAGCAGAACUGCGUCCAGACUUGGAACUCGGAUUGGCCGACAUCUUCCACGGCCUCUGGAACAACGUCUUCUCCAAGAUGCCCACCAAACUUUGGCUGGUUUAAUGGUCGCCGUUUAUCCGCCGUUUAUGUAUUAUAUUCAUAAUUUAUUUUGCUUUUAAACUGUGUGCUUAUUUUUUAGGCUAAUGUUUUGUACUACGAUUAAAUCAUUAGGAUUGUA